Molecule: messenger RNA, 678 nt
Organism: Musa acuminata AAA Group (dessert banana)
Lineage: Eukaryota; Viridiplantae; Streptophyta; Magnoliopsida; Zingiberales; Musaceae
Exons: 2
Coding region: 107-508 (133 amino acids)
Source: RefSeq, a predicted model, not a curated record
UUUCUUGCCGUGUAAACAAGUAUAAAGCCGACACUGCGGUUGCACAUGUCACGGACUUGUAGCAGCGACAAAGGAAGCCGCCGCCCUCGGCCCCUCCUCCCCCCUCAUGUCGGCUUCCUCGCUCAUGAGCGCUCACGGGGUGGUCCUGGCAACCGCCGUGGCCGUCUCCGGCACCGUCAUCCUGAUCGCCCUCCGCCGGCAGAAGCCCUUCUCUCUCUCCACCGCCACGGUCCCGGCACCUCCUCCGUGGCGGCAUCUGCGGUCCUGCAUGUCCUCUUCCGAGGAGAGGAAGAGGGCGAGGGCGAACAGGAAGAAGAAGAAGCGAGUUCAGUUCGCGGCCGAAGUGGUGGAGUUCGACCUGGGGAGCUCGGCGGAGGAUCACUCGCUCGGAGAACGUCGUCGAGGAGGAGAAGGGCUGGAGGCGAGCCGGAUGCCGGCGAACAGAGCCGCCCUGUACAAUGGAAUUCUCAGAGAUCGGGGGAUGCAGAGGAUGUCCUGCUGCUACUGAUCGUCGUCAUCAUCGUCAUCAUCAUCGUCGUCUGUUGUAUGAAUGAUUUCUCUUCUUCUCGUCGUGCUUCUUCCUCGGCUCGUUGUUCCAGUGGAAGAACAACAUGCUCGGAUUACUCCUAACUCUGUGUAAUUAGUCAUCGAGUUCUCGAAGAACAAGAUUGAACUGCA